AUGUCAGAUGAGACUAAGUGUGUGAUAACACUUAUUGGCCACGACGAUGAAAUACCAGAGGAUGUGUCAAUACGAGUUCGAGAAUUUUUGAGAGAAAUCUCGAGUACGAAUUGGUCCACGAAACAGUUGAGCUCAAGAUGUUACGAAUUCACAUUCAAUAUAAAAUCAGCGGAGUAUGGAAAUAUUUUACAAAAAGUCAAAUCAGAAUGUCUAAAUCAAACUUAUGAUCUAAUUUUGCAAAAACUCAUAGAUCAGAAAGGUAAAAAAUUAUUUGUAUUCGACAUGGAUUCAACUUUAAUUUACCAAGAAGUUAUAGAAUUAAUUGCAAGUUAUGCCAACAUAGAGGACAAAGUAGCAGAAAUUACAGAAAGAGCAAUGAAUGGAGAAUUGGAUUUUAAUGAAAGUUUGAGAGAAAGGGUUUUGUUAUUGAAGGGAAUUAACUCUACUAAUAUAUGGAAAGAAUUGGAACAGAAGAUAGAAAUAACGAAUGGUGUGAAACCAUUGACUAAAGCUUUGAAAAAACUUGGUUGUUAUUUAGCUGUUUGUUCUGGAGGAUUUAUACCAUUAGCUGAACACAUUAAAAAUGAAUUGGGAUUAGAUUACGCUUAUGCUAACACUUUAGGUGUAGAUGAGGAAAACAUUUUAAAUGGUGAAACAAUUGGAGAAAUAGUGAAUGGUGACAAAAAAGCUGAGCUAUUAUUGGAAAUUGCAGCCAAGCAUGGAAUAGACCCAAAACAGGCAGUAGCAAUAGGUGAUGGAGCAAAUGAUUUGAAAAUGAUGUCAGUAGCUGGAUUUGGUAUAGCAUGGAAUGCAAAACCGAAAGUUCAAUUAGAAGCUCCUUCUUGCUUGAACACAAAAUCUUUGCUAGAUGUUUUGUAUAUAAUGGGGUAUACCCAAUCUGAGAUAGAGGAUUUAAUUAUAUGA
Messenger RNA from Lodderomyces pseudojiufengensis, 924 nucleotides. It is a transcript of the gene SER2, whose product is annotated as phosphoserine phosphatase. NCBI's taxonomy places the organism in Eukaryota, Fungi, Ascomycota, Pichiomycetes, Serinales, Debaryomycetaceae. The transcript has a single exon. Bases 1 to 924 code for a protein of 307 amino acids. The record is from RefSeq and is a predicted model, not a curated record. Gene Ontology annotation, biological process: dephosphorylation; L-serine biosynthetic process. Gene Ontology annotation, cellular component: cytoplasm. Gene Ontology annotation, molecular function: magnesium ion binding; L-phosphoserine phosphatase activity.